This is a messenger RNA of Ceratitis capitata (Mediterranean fruit fly), 672 nucleotides long. RefSeq lists its product as uncharacterized. The record is from RefSeq and is a predicted model, not a curated record. NCBI's taxonomy places the organism in Eukaryota, Metazoa, Arthropoda, Insecta, Diptera, Tephritidae. The coding region runs from base 129 to 566 and encodes 145 amino acids. The transcript is spliced from 4 exons.
UUUUUUUUAUUUCACUUUUAAAAAUUUUAUACGUGCCUGACGUUUUCUUGAGAAAAGAAGAAAAAGAGCAAUAUAUUUGUUUGCAUACGAUUAACGCUGAAAAGGAGACUGUUAGUUUAAUUUAUAAAAUGACACAGGAACUAGAAAUUUUGGAUGAAGAAUUUCGAUGUUACAUGCGUGUAGCGCGCUCUCUCGAAAGCACCCUAAAGCGACCUAAAGAUCGCGAAUUUUGUACGCAAUUGUUGAAAAACUGUGAGCGUCUUAAUAGUUCCGAUAAUGUCAUGAUUAAGAUGAAUACCAAUGUUUUCAUGAGAUAUCUUUUGAAGGUCAUUAAUUGGACAAGUGUGCAUCAACCGUUGCAGUUAUACGAUAAAUGGUACCAAGGCUCAAAAACUGAAGUUAAAAUGUGGCUGCAGGAUAACAAGUCGUAUAUGGCUGUUAAGGAAAUGCCCAACGGUUCCCUCGCUAUAUAUUGUGCAGUUUCAAAUUCACCUGAGGCCGGUUGGCAAGAUGGUGCAUUAAAAGUUAUGAGAGAUUCAAAAGGUCCCGAAGUAGAAGAAAUAUAAAUUUAUGUUGUACUAAUCGUUGUCUCUUUUAUUGUGUGCAUAUUUAUGUAUGUAUAUGUAUAAAAAUUUUGUACGUGGUAAAUACAUUUUUACAUUUCAAACUUAA